GCACUUUUUAAACACAAUAGGGCUUUAAACUGCUGAAGGAGGUACUUAAAUACCAGUGGGAGCUUGAAAUAUCAGCACAAGUUUGGUUUGUGUCUUUUUGCAGAAGUUGGUUUUACUGCUGAAUAGCUAAGUUAUUUCUAUUCUCCAGGGGUUGUGUUAUGGCAUUUUUGUAACAAGUGUUAAUAAAGGGGCUAAAACACUUUAAAACACGUACUACAGAGUUGGAUCACUAUUGCUGGGAUCUGGUGUGUGGCAGGUGAAGGGUAUCCUGGGACAGAGACAUGUCAUCACCAGCGACCCAGGAUAUGCUCAACUCUGUUAAGCCUGAGACUUGUGCCAUUAGCAGUAAGGAUGUGGUCAGCACAAGUGCUGAGAACUGGACAGAGACACUUUGAAACCGCUUUUGGACACGCAAAGAUUCAUCCCAGGAAGUGAGAUUCAAGCUUACGGAAAGGAGUUGGAGGCUUGCAAAGUAAUAAUUAAAAAAACCUCAUGCCAGAAACGUCUAUCUGCACCAAUGCAAGUUGAUCUGGAGCUUCAUGCUUAGGGCUGAUGAUGAAUUGCCUGUGGUUUUAGGGGGAGGCUAAUUCUUGCUUUUGAUCGCAUUGGAAAUCUGAAGUUAAUGCUCAUGAGAAGUAAAACCAGAGAACGUGGGUUACUCGGUGUGCCUAAAGAUCACAGAGGCAGUAGCAAAACGACAAAACUUCUCUUUGAAGCAGUGGCUUCAGCUGUGUCAUUGUGUGCACUGGGAACUGAGAGAAGCAGCAGCCAGCCUGGGAGAAGAUGCCAGCUAAAGGGAAAUACUUCUUCAACGAGAGCGAUGACUGCAGGAUAUCAGACCCGCUGUACGAGAAGUACCGCUACACCAGCCAGCAGCAUCCGCUCCUGCUGCUGCUGCUCUUCAUUGCCAUCCUCUUCUGGACCACUCUAAUUAUCAUCUUCUUUGUUACUGCUGAAGCACAUUCCCACCUUGCCUUCAUCAUUGCCGUGUGUGCUGCCCUGGCCGUGUUUGCAGUCAUGUACUUGCUGCUGUGCAUGGAGUCCCUGUUCCGGAGGUGGCUGUCCUUGUUUGGAGUGAUGAUUUGGAUCUGCUUCCUCACUGUGGGAUAUGUGUCCCUUUUUGAAAAAGGAAGUGGUCAUCAGCUGUGGGAACAGGUGCCAUUCUUUCUGUUCAUAAUCUUCACAGUUUAUACCAUGCUACCCUUUGGGAUGAGAGAUGCUGUCAUAAUUAGUGUUGUUUCUGCUCUCUCCCAUAUUGUUGUUCUAACCGUGGUAAGUGUGACUUCUCAAGAAAAUAAGGAAUCCAUUGCAUUUCAGCUCCUUGCCAAUGCUGUCAUUUUCCUUUGUGGCAACUUCAUGGGUGCAUUUCACAAACGCCAAAUGCAGGUUGCUUCGUGGGAUUUGUACAGAUACACCUUAAAGUGCAUCCAGGUCCGAAUGAAACUGAAGAUUGAGAAAAGGCAACAAGAAAAUUUGCUUUUAUCCAUCCUGCCUGCUCAUAUCUCUAUGGAAAUGAAGCUGGCAAUCAUUGAGCGACUGAAGGAAACUAAUGAUAACAGGCAAAUGCAUGACAACAACUUCCACAGCCUAUAUGUAAAAAGACACCAAAAUGUUAGCAUUCUUUAUGCAGACAUUGUAGGAUUCACUCGCCUUGCCAGUGACUGCUCUCCUAAGGAACUUGUAGUGAUGCUGAAUGAACUCUUUGGAAAGUUUGAUCAGAUUGCAAAGGAGAAUGAAUGCAUGAGGAUAAAAAUCCUGGGAGACUGUUACUACUGUGUCUCAGGCCUGCCUGUGUCCUUACCAGUUCAUGCCAGGAACUGUGUUAAAAUGGGGCUUGACAUGUGUGAAGCAAUAAAGCAGGUGAGAGAAGCCACGGGCGUGGACAUCAACAUGAGGGUCGGGAUCCACUCCGGGAACGUGCUGUGCGGGGUCAUCGGCCUGAGGAAGUGGCAGUACGACGUGUGGUCACACGACGUGUCGCUGGCCAACCGCAUGGAGUCCGCCGGAGUGCCGGGCCGUGUGCAUAUCACUGAAGCAACAUUAAAUCACCUAGGCAAAGCUUAUGAAGUAGAAGAAGGGAAUGGACACCUGAGGGAUCCUUACCUUGAAUCCAUGAAUAUCAAAACCUACUUAGUGGUCGAUCCAAGGUCCAAGCAAUGCGUGUCGAACAACCACCUCCCCAAAACGCGGGUGAACGACGGGCUGAAGAUGCGCGCGUCCGUGCGGAUGACGCGGUACCUGGAGUCCUGGGGAGCGGCGCGGCCCUUCGCGCACCUGAGCCACCGCGACAGCGUCAGCAGCGACUGCUCCAGCUCGCAGGGCAGGCGCAGGAAGGAAAUACCUUUGUGUUCUACUGGGCGCCAGAGAACUUCUGAUAGAAAUUCAUCUCAGAAGGGAAGGAUAGAGGAAGAUAUUUAUGAUGAAAUGAUGUCAACCAUUGAAGGCCUCAAUUCAACUACCCCCUGGUGUGGCAGGUCAGAUGACUUCUGUGGAUUCUCACUGAUCUUUGCAGAACCUGGUCUUGAAAAAGAGUAUCGCACCAUUCCUAUUUUAAAACUCAAGAGUUACUUUGUGUGUGCCAGUUUUGUGUUCCUCUGUAUAUUUGUGAUCCAGAUGCUUAUCAUGCCAAAAACUGCAGAACUGGGAAUUUCCUUUGGGGUUGUUGCAGUCAUCAUUGUGCUUAUUUUGUUUGUGUGCUUUGCUGAGAAAUGUCUGAAGUGCUGCUCAGAUCAGUGGCCUCUCCUUCGCCGUCUGUGUGCUGUCUCAGAAAAGGUGGAAACAAUGCCUUUGCUUAGGCUGCCCUUAGCAGUCAUCACUAUAGCUGCCUUACUCAUUAUAGCCAUUUUUAAUUUGACUACCGAAAAGAACAAGCCUGCCAACUUUACUGGAUCAAAUGAUCUGAGUGCUACCACCUGUACUUUUGGAAACACAACUCAUUCCUGCAUAGAGGAAACUUAUUAUGCUUACUGCUGUAUAUUGGGGUUCAUUGCCUGCUCGGUAUUUCUUCAAAUGAGCUUCGAACUCAAAGUUCUCCUCCUGUCCAUUGCUGUGACUGUCUACCUCAUUGUUUUUAAUACCCUUCAGCACAAAGACAUCUACAGCAACAGUACCAGGUUUUUCAUCAAGGAGCCAAGGAUAAUGACUAAUUUAUAUCUGGUUCUGUUUUACAUAACCCUAGUUUUACUUGCAAAACAGAUUGAUUAUUACUGUCGAUUGGAUUGUCUGUGGAAGAAUAAGUUUAAAAAAGAACAUGAACAAUUUGAAACUAUGGAGAAUGUUAACAGGCUUUUGCUGGAAAAUGUACUUCCAGCACAUGUUGCUGCAUAUUUCAUUGGAGAAAAACGGAAUGAGGACUGGUACCAUCAAUCCUACGACUGUGUCUGUGUCAUGUUUGCAUCAGUACCAGAUUUUAAGGUGUUUUACACUGAAUGUGAUGUCAAUAAAGAAGGCUUGGAAUGCUUGAGGCUCUUAAAUGAAAUCAUUGCUGAUUUUGAUGAGCUCUUGUUAAAACCUAAAUUUAGUGGUGUUGAAAAAAUAAAAACAAUUGGAAGCACUUACAUGGCAGCAGCUGGUCUCAGUGUUACACCAGGCCAGGAGAACAACCAGGACAGGGAAAGGCAGCACGCUCACAUUGGCAUUAUGGUGGAGUAUGGAAUUGCCCUGAUGAGUAAACUGGAUGGCAUCAACCGACAUUCCUUCAACAACUUCCGCCUGCGCGUUGGGAUCAAUCAUGGCCCGGUGAUUGCUGGUGUGAUUGGUGCCCGGAAGCCUCAGUAUGACAUUUGGGGCAACACUGUCAAUGUUGCGAGCCGAAUGGAGAGCACAGGGGAGCUUGGCAAGAUCCAGGUCACAGAAGAAACAAGCAAAAUACUACAGGAGCUGGGAUACUCAUGUGAAUGUAGGGGACUCAUUAAUGUCAAAGGCAAGGGAGAACUGAGGACUUACUUUGUUUGCACUGAGACAGCCAAAUUCCAAGGCAUGGGACUGAACUGAGGCUACAAUGAAGUUAAUCAAAAUAGACUUAGAUCUGCCUCCCUUCUGUGAAGACGUAGAAUUUCCCUCCUUAUGUGAAGGACUUUAUUCUAAAAUCAUUUAUAUACUGUUCCUAGAAGACACACAACUGUCAGUCUGAGAAAGACUACCUUUUCCUGAAGAAAUUUGAAGAUUUACCUGGAAUUGCCAUGAAGCAUUUUCAGCUAGUCGCUUUCCUUUCUGCACUGGGAGUCUUUAACAGCUGCGGUGACAACAGGUGUGGAUGCUCUGCAGAACUCAUUCCCCUGUUAAAACAUUCCAUUGCCUGCUUGACACACACCCGCUUACAGUAUUGUGUUUGUGCUGACACGUGCAGUGAUACUGAGGGCACUGCCUAUCCUGCUUUUAAUGCUGAACAGACUUCACAGCAGAAGACAGCUGAAUAAUGGGAAGAGGAAUGCAAGGACACUCAAGUGUAUCACAUGAUAACUGUGCAGAGCUCUUUUGGGAAAAAACCUGCAUUGCACACUGUGGGGUCACUUCACCACCCUCCCUCCUCCACAGCAGUACCUUAUGUUAUGCAGAUGUUUUCAUGACCAAGAGCUGCUCAGAAAUAACUUUCAUCUAGUUCAUCAUGUUUACAUUAUAUUAUACAUUCUCCUUUGUAUUUCUCUGUAAUUAGUUUCUGCAUGUGCAUUUUGUUCUGUCAUGGUAAGUCUUAAAUUUUUAACGUUAAAUUUCAAAAAGUACAAGUGAUGGUGAGGAGCAUGGGGGACAGGCUGACAGCAGCUGCUGCUGAUCCCAGCAGGAAUUCUGAGUCUGUGCUAUGUUCUUGAGGGCACUUAGGGAAGAAAAAAUAAUCUGUUCUGAAUUGCUGGGAAGCUGAAGAACAGAAUUACUGAGAUAGUAUUAGAAACAGUAGCAGAUACUGUAUAAACAGGACUGUGUCUGUGGUGGGGUUUGUCUUUUUUCCUGUUCUUAUUUCUACAAUGUGACUAGCCACUGGCUGGUUUCUAUGUCUUUCAAAGGCAAUGCAGUUUUUUUCAUAAACUGGUUUUGAAGGUUACAAAAGGAUAUAUGGAAAAAACGUAUUCAUAAUGGAAAUGUUUCAGCAGAGCCCCAAUACUGGAAAUAUGAGUAGAGCAUUCAUAAGAUCAUUGUGGACAUGGUGUAAAUUAGUUUAGUUUGUGAGGUUUUUAAGCUGUUACUGGCCUUUGCUAAUUUCUACACUGGCAUUUUUUUACUUACUGCAAUGUCUUAAUCUGUUUGCUGUUGGUGGAGAUGAUAGUAGUCUGUAAGGCUAACAUCUUGUCCCCAGUUAUGCCCAUUACCAAGGAUGGAUUCCCCCUUUCCCCAUGUACCACGUUAGGGCUGGACAGCACUGUGAUUAGUGAGUACAACACCUGUUUGGUUCAGCCUUACUCCUCUACAAACAGCAUUUCCUAAUGCUUCUGGGUUUAGUACCAACCCAUCCUGGAAAAUUGUUUAAGCAGUCCUGUGCCUCACUGCUGCUUUCUAAUUACUGUGUAAUUUCUUUAGAAGAGGAAGUGACUAUGUUUCAAGACAGGAACAAAACUAAAUAUUGUCCAACUGUGGAUUAAAAAUCAUGCUUGUAGUCUUUGUCAAUUUUGUAGAUCAAAUCUGUGUGUAGUAGGUCUCCAACAGAAGAGAGCAUGUAAGAAAACCUGAGUUUGAGUUGUCUGGUUCACACAUGGGCUCUGCUGAAGAAGGAAGUGUCAUACUUGCUGUCGUGUUAGUGCAAGUCAGUGUUGUAGUUGAAUAAACCUUCAAACAGCUUUUGCUACUCUUGUAUUUUGUGUAUUUGUAGUUACAGGUGCUUGUUUUGAGAUAUUUAUUGUUUUACAGGACCAUGCAUGUAUCAAAGGCUCCUUUCAGCAGUCUUUGAUGUCAUGUUAGGUAAAGUGACCAUUUGUCUCAUGAAUCUGUUUUGAAAAGUGCAUUAUGUCUAUAAAUAGAGCUGGCUCUGAAGUGCUCCUGUUCACAGAACUAGUAGACUGCAGAUGUAAGGUAUCUAUGAAACAACAUUUGCUGUCUGUAACAGCAUUUUGAAAUGCUUUUGUUUACAUGUUGCCUGUCAGGCUGGUAACUUGUUAGGGUGUAACUUCAACUCGACCUCAUUUGCAGAAGUGGCAGGAAGAGCUGCAGCUUCCAAAGGGGAAGGAGUUGGGUUUGGUUACAGGUUUAAAAAGAAUGCUAGCUUGGUGUGCUGUGCACAGCCUUCUUGGGGAAAUUAGAAACUGUAUGUAAUGAAAAAGAGGAUGACUAAUUUCUCACCAGAACUGGAACUGUAUAAUUUGAGAGCUAUAUUCAACCACAGAAAAAGUUCAAUUUAACAAGCAACUGUAUUGAAAUAAUUGUUUUCAGUAAUCCUUCUGAGAGUGAACUGUGAAACUUAACAUUGAGAAAACAAUCUUGGUGGAAAAAUCUUCCUUGCAGCAUUAUUUUUUUUCUUAAAUGGAAAAAAUGGCACUGUAUCUAAUUUGAAGAGCUAAUAACAUCUGGAACUAGGAAUCUGUUUUGAAGAACAAACUUUUGUUUUUACUAUGAAAUAAAAGACUUCUUGAAACAUG
Sturnus vulgaris (Common starling) is the source of this 6563-nucleotide messenger RNA. The record is from RefSeq and is a predicted model, not a curated record. NCBI's taxonomy places the organism in Eukaryota, Metazoa, Chordata, Aves, Passeriformes, Sturnidae.